Messenger RNA from Varanus komodoensis (Komodo dragon), 741 nucleotides. It is a transcript of the gene FOXL2, whose product is annotated as forkhead box L2. The transcript has 2 exons. The record is from RefSeq and is a predicted model, not a curated record. Gene Ontology annotation, biological process: regulation of transcription by RNA polymerase II; cell differentiation; anatomical structure morphogenesis. The coding region runs from base 1 to 741 and encodes 246 amino acids. NCBI's taxonomy places the organism in Eukaryota, Metazoa, Chordata, Lepidosauria, Squamata, Varanidae. Gene Ontology annotation, molecular function: DNA-binding transcription factor activity, RNA polymerase II-specific; RNA polymerase II cis-regulatory region sequence-specific DNA binding.
AUGGCCACCAGCUACCAGGACCCGCCGCCCGAGGACGCGGUGGCCCUGCUGCACCAGGCCGGCAAGGAUCCCGGCCUCGGCGUCGGCGAGGCGGGCGCCAAGGGCGAGCUGAGCCCGGCCUCCAGCAAGACGCCGGCGGCCACGGGCGCGGCCGCCGAGAAGGGCGACCCGUCGCAGAAGCCGCCCUACUCGUACGUGGCGCUGAUCGCCAUGGCCAUCCGCGAGAGCGCCGAGAAGCGGCUGACGCUGUCGGGCAUCUACCAGUACAUCAUCGGCAAGUUCCCCUUCUACGAGAAGAACAAGAAGGGCUGGCAGAACAGCAUCCGCCACAACCUGAGCCUCAACGAGUGCUUCAUCAAGGUGCCGCGAGAGGGCGGCGGCGAGCGCAAAGGCAACUACUGGACGCUCGACCCGGCCUGCGAGGACAUGUUCGAGAAGGGCAACUACCGCCGCCGCCGCCGCAUGAAGCGCCCCUUCCGCCCGCCCGCCGGCCACUUCCAGCCCGGCAAGAGCCUCUUCGGCGCCGCGGCCGAGGCGGCGGGCUACGGCUACCUGGCCGCGCCGCCCGCCAAGUACCUGCAGGCGCCCUUCCUCGCCUCGCCGCAGGCGGCGCCCAACGGGGCCCCCGCCGGGCUGCAGUUCGCCUGCGCGCGCCAGCCGCCCGAGCUGGCCAUGAUGCACUGCUCCUACUGGGACCACGACGGCAAGCACGGCGCCCUGCACUCGCGGAUAGACAUCUGA